AGUUCUCUGCAUGUCUCCCUGGGCACAGGGACCUUGCCUGAUGUCUUAAUUAUGUGCUUUCUGCAACAGAGCUGCCAACACCACACACUCUCUCAGCACCGCCCCACCGCCCCAUGCCUCCCUGGGCCGGGCUGGCUGUUUCCCAGAGGCUGCAGGGGCUCACCCCCCAGAUGACUGCAAACAACAGCACCGCCGUGGAGGAGUUUGUCCUGCAGAGCUUCUCGGAGGAGCCUGGGCCACGCAUUCUCUUCCUGGCCGUGUUCCUCCUCCUUUACCUGGGGGCUCUUGCAGGGAACGCCCUCAUUGUCACCGCCAUCAGCUUGCACCCAGGCCUCCAUACCCCAAUGUACUUCUUUCUCACCAACCUGGCCAUUUUAGACAUUGUCUGCACCUCUACGGUUGUCCCCAAAUUGCUGGAGAACCUGGCACUCAAGGGUGGCACCAUCACCUACCAGGGCUGCAUGACCCAACUCUUCUUCCUGACCUGGUGUUUAGGGGCGGAGCUCCUGCUGCUGACGGUCAUGGCCUAUGACCGCUACGUGGCCAUCUGCCGCCCGCUGCACUACAGCAGGCUGAUGGGCCGGCCGGUCUGUGCUCUGCUGGCAGGCAGCGUGUGGGCAAUCACUGUGCUCAACACUUCUGUGCACACAGGGCUAAUGACAAGGCUGAUGUUCUGCGGCCACAAUCAGAUCCAGCAUUUUCUCUGUGAAAUCCCCACGCUGCUGCUGCUCUCCUGCAGCCCGACCACCCUGAACAACGUCAUGAUGGUCCUGGCGGACGUGUACUUUGGAGUGGUCAACUUUCUGCUCACCCUGGCGUCCUACGCCUACAUCAUCGCCAGCAUCGUGCGCAUGCGCUCCGCCACGGGCAGGCAGCGGGCCUUCUCUACUUGCUCCUCCCACCUCUUGGUGGUCACCUUGUACUACUCCACGGUCAUCUACACCUACAUCCUCCCGGGCUCUGGCUCCUCCCUGGAAAACGGCAAAGUGGUUGCCGUGCUGUACACGGCAGUCAGCCCCACCCUGAACCCCCUCAUCUACUCGCUGCGGAACAAGGAUGUCAAAGUGGCCCUCGGGAAGGUGUUUUCCUGCAUCCGUGGCCGGCAUGGACCUUGCAGGCUCACGGGCUGAUUUGAUAGUAAGACGCGGAGAGUCUGAAGUGAGAAUCAAAGAGCAAGAAGGAAGUUAAUGUGAUACACUUAGGUGAUAUGCGCUGUCCGGCAGGAACUGCCGGUUUUCCAGGUGGCUCUGAACUAAGCCUUCCAAGGCCCUAAAUGUGGAUGCUGUCGGGGCUGCAGGAGGAAGGAGGCAGGGGAGACCCAGCAGGGGCAGGAGGAAGAGCAGGACGCUGGGCCGGGUGGACCCCCUCCAGCACCUUGCAGCCUGGUUUUCUCAGCACCUGGCACCUGGAACCUUGCCUGAGGGGUGCUGCUGGCCCCUUCCCAUUCCAGAGCUGGGCUCCAGCGGUGAGGGAGUGCCCAGAGUCUGGCUGGCCCAGUGUGCACACUGCGUGGCACAUUCUGGCGUGGGCAGGUCCCUGUAUCCUGCUCUGGGCCACAUCACCCAGAGCCUGAUUCUCCCACCAGAUUCCUGUUGGUGGGAGUUCCUGGUUCUGGCACCACAGAGACUGUGACACAUGGUGGCAUCCAGCCUUCCACCUAAGGACCUGCAGCAAGAGGGGCGCUUCUACUUAUUUUUCUCCUUUCAGAAAAGGGCACAUUCAUCCUUUUACCAGGAGACAUUGCCAGAGCAGGAAAGGGUUGUUUUUGCUUCUUCACACAGAGCACUGUGGCUUAUUAUGUUAGGGGCCCCUUUCCUCCUCAGUCUCCUCGUUGUUAUUUGCCCCACCCUCUGUGCUGGCCCCUGAGAUUUGGUGUGCUUCAUGGCUUCAUGCGAGCCCCUCCUUUCCUUUAAGCCCAUAAUAAAAGCUGCAUUUCUUCUUAA
Sus scrofa (pig) is the source of this 1943-nucleotide messenger RNA. The record is from RefSeq and is a predicted model, not a curated record. NCBI's taxonomy places the organism in Eukaryota, Metazoa, Chordata, Mammalia, Artiodactyla, Suidae.